AUGACCUCUACCGAAGAAGAUGAUCUUGGCAUUAAAGCUGUGAGUUUGAAAGUAUUAAACCUAUAAUUUUAAAUAUCUAUUUUUAAAGAAGGUCUACUCAGUUACCUACUUUUACAAAAGAUCUACGCUAGUACCUAUUUUUAAAAAAGCUUCACUUUGUUACCUAUUUUUCAAUUUUUAUCAAAAGUUCAAAGAUAAGGCCGUUCAGAGAUAUCAAUGAUUUCAGGACAUGGUAAUCAGUGCAGCCAAAGGCAAUUACAUAGUCGAAAACAUGCUCGGCGAAGGCGGCUUCGGAGCCGUGUUCAAGGUCCAUUCCGAAUCCGAGCCCAAAAAAGUUUACGCGAUGAAAGUAGAGAAGAAGCUGGAAACUCGAAAGCAUAGUAAACUCAAAAUGGAGAUCGCCAUCCUGAAGGCUGUGGCUGAUGAACGCAAAAAGUAUGAUUUUUUAAAAUUUUGGGAUGUUUAUAAAGCUUGACUUCGUUUUAAAAUUUAAAUAUUUGAGUUUCUCGCCAAUUCAGCAAAUUUGGCAUUGUGUUUCAAGCACUUUUUUUGACUUUCCAGACGUGUUACGCUUACAAAUUUAAAAAGUAGGUGCAUUUAAAGGUUUUCUACUAGUAUAUUAAGGAGAAAUGAUUAAAAGUCAAAAAUGGCAAAGUUAUAAACUUGAAACACAAUGCCAAUUUUGCGGGAAAUUCAAAAAGUAAUUUUUUAUCUCAAUUUUCUCGAGAUUUACUGGAAAGCGUGAUUCAGUACCUUUUUGAAUGUGUUAUAUUUACAUGAUCUUUCUAUAUAUAAAGUUUGAAGUCAAUCAAAGCGGCGCAGUUCAAGAAGCACUUUCAUUGUUAACUGAUAUUUUUUUUGAAAAAAAAUUUUAAAAAAGGUGGAAUUGCUAUUCAAAGCACUAGAAGUUUUUUAAAUUUCAAAAAUUUAUCAAAAUUUUAAAUUUUUAGGUAUUUUUAAAAAUUUUUGCUAAAAUUUUACCAUUUUUAGAGGGAAAGUGUCGCACUUUACGGAGAUUAUCGACAGAGCCAAGAAGCCCACGUAUACAUUGAUUGUAAUGCAACUGGUCGGAAAGUCUUUGUCCGAUUUAAAAGCUGGUCGACCGGAAAAAGUCUUCAGUACGGCGACUGGUCUAGGCGUGGGUCAACAAUGCCUUCAGGCAGUGGAGGAGCUACACAAUGCCAAAUUCGUCCACAGGGAUAUCAAGCCGGCUAAUUAUGCUGUUGGACUGGAUGAACAGGCUCAUGUUGUAAGGGCUUUGGAGAUUAAAAUUUUGAAAAAUUAAGAAAAUUUUAAAAAGUUUUAAAAAAAAAUGUUGGCCUUGUUCUGUGGUAUGACGUUUUACCAUUCCAGAUCUACAUCCUCGACUUUGGAAUCGCUCGGAAGUUUGUGAAGAACGACGGUGAACUAAAGACUCCACGUGAAGGAAUUGGCUUCAAAGGCACGGUUAGGUUCGCUUCAAUAAGUUGCCACAUGGGACACGACGUAGGCCCAAUUGAUGAUGUUGAAUCGUGGUUCUACUUGCUACUGGACAUUUUAGUAGCCAAAGGAUUACCGUGGAAGAAGAUUGCGGAUAAACAUGCGGUCAGAAAGUCUAAAGAAGAACUCCGUGAAUCCUUUUGUCUGGUCUAUUCUGAACUGAAGUUUAAAGAGCUACUGAAUCAAAUUUUCGGCUACAUUAAGGAAGUCAAGUACCAUGAGAUUGUGGAUUACAGCUACAUUUACAAUCUGCUUGGAUUGGUAAGGAUUUUGAGUUGUUUUAGGUUUAUAAGUUGUUGUUCUAGGUAUAUAAGUAAUUGUGCUACAACAAUAAAUAGUGGUUCUAGGUCUAUAGGUACUUGUUUUAUGUAAAUAAAUAGUUAUUUUAGGCCUACAAGUCGUUGAUCUAGGUCGAUAAGUAGUUGUUCUAGAACUAAAAACAGUGGUUCUAGGUCUAUAAAUUGUUGUUUUUGAUCUAUAAGUGGUUGUUAUAGGAUAUAAGUAGCGAUUUUUUUAACUUGGCUAGACUAAUGACCUCAAUUUCAGUCCGCCAAAGCAGCUGGAGUCAAUAUGGACGAUCUAUACGACUGGGAAAUCAGUGGCAAAUCUACUAUAUCUAAAGUGAAAUAA
Bursaphelenchus okinawaensis is the source of this 2109-nucleotide messenger RNA. NCBI's taxonomy places the organism in Eukaryota, Metazoa, Nematoda, Chromadorea, Rhabditida, Aphelenchoididae. The record is from the annotation of a GenBank genome assembly.